This is a messenger RNA of Dicrocoelium dendriticum, 480 nucleotides long. NCBI's taxonomy places the organism in Eukaryota, Metazoa, Platyhelminthes, Trematoda, Plagiorchiida, Dicrocoeliidae. The record is from the annotation of a GenBank genome assembly.
AUGCUUCAGCUCGGUAUCGUUAGACCUUCCAACAGCUCAUGGGCGUCGCCUCUGUACAUGGUCCCGAAGAAGGUCAUGGGAGACUGGCGUCCUUGCGGCGACUAUCGAGCCUUGAAUACAGUUAACACGCCCGAUCGCUAUCCGAUCCCUCACCUAGUGGAUCACACCGCCAGUCUGGAAGGUAAAAUUAUUUUCAGCAAAAUCGACUCAGUACGCGCAUACAACCAAAUCCCGGUAGCCGAAGCGGACAUCGCUAAAACCGCCGUGACGACUCCAUUUGGUUUGUUCGAGUUCCUGCGCAUGAACUUUGGCAUGAAGAACGCUGCGCAAACUUUUCAGCGUUUCAUCGACCAAGUUUGUCGCUGUUUAGACUUCGCUUACGCGGAUCUGGAUGACAUUUUAAUCGCAAGCUCUUCAGGAGAAGAGUACAUACGCCACUUACGAACGCUUUCGAUCGUUGAUCUCAACACGGGAAGAUGA